GUGUAAAAUUAAUUUAGUGGCAAUAUCAAAUAUUAAUUUAAAGAGAGAAAGAAUCUAGUGAUGAUGAAAGCUUGAUGGAUAUUGAUUUGAGGACAGUUUAGCCAUCUAGAUUGUUGACAAAAAUAUUGAAAUGAUAUAGACUUUCAAUAAUCAGAAUCUGAGGAAUUGCUAAACGGAAUUAAUGCAAAAGUUCCUUUAUACAAUGGGAGGUAAAGGAAAACAUUUUCGGAAACCGAUUGGAUUAUGGAAAAGUUUUCAAGGAGAUUACUUCAAAGUUAUAAGCUGGUUGGAAAAUGAAACUUUGGAAGGAUUAUAUCUAAAAUAUUGAUGGAAGAAGAAAUUAGAGUUGAUCUCUAGAUAUAAACAAGAGAAAAUUAUUUUAAUAGAGAAGAAAAUUUGAAUAUAUCAAAGUGAGUAAGAGGUAAAGGGAUGAUAUCUGGUAAUAAUAGGAGGACUUUUAUGGAGAAAAGAUUUGGU
This is a messenger RNA of Paramecium octaurelia, 477 nucleotides long. Lineage: Eukaryota; Ciliophora; Oligohymenophorea; Peniculida; Parameciidae. The record is from the annotation of a GenBank genome assembly.